Molecule: messenger RNA, 5901 nt
Organism: Pelagomonas calceolata
Lineage: Eukaryota; Pelagophyceae; Pelagomonadales; Pelagomonadaceae
Source: the annotation of a GenBank genome assembly
GUUUCAUCUCCUGGGCAAGGCGUAGCCAUCGACGCCGGGGAGCGUGCCGAAAGGCGUCCGGGGCGGCCGCCGCCACGAAAGCGUAGCAUACGUGUCGACCGUCGCUGGGCGCGCGGGGCUGCCCAGUUCUGAGGGCGGCCCGGUUCUAAGCGAGGUGCUGCCCGCCGGCCCCCCGAGCCCGGCGUAUAGAUUGCGGAAGAUGGGCGACGUCAGCGACCGGUUGGAGGUCAAGGUCGUCGCCGCGCGGGGGCUCGGCGAGGUCGAGGGCGGCGACUGCAACCCGUUCGCGCUGGUGCGGUGCGGCGCCGAGGAGGAGCGGACGGCCGUCGCCUCGGCGACGUCGGCGCCCGAGUGGAACGCGAGCACGAUGAUCUUCACGGACGUCGCCGACGCGGCGGACGACGUCGUCGUCGCCGUCAUGCACAAGGCCCUGUCGGCGGCGCGGGACCAGGCGCUGGGCCGCGCCGUGAUCAGCCUGCGGACGUGCUUCCAGGCCGUCGGCGUCGAGCAGGACGACUGGUUCCCGCUCGAGGACGCGGACGGCCGGGCCUGCGGCGAGGUCCGGCUCGAGCUGGCGUACUUCGUGGACGCGGACGACGACUUCCCGGAGGACGACUCGGACGACGAGGCGGCGAGCGGCGGCGAGCCGAACAUGGUCCGGGGCACGAUCUGCCGCGCGCGCGGGCUGCGGCACCCGGACCGCGCGGGCCCCGUCGACGCGUACUGCACGGUGCGCGUCGGGCGGCACAAGGCCUCGACGGCGACGGUCCGCCGCAGCAACGGGCCGCUCUUCGACCACGCGUUCGAGCUCCCGUGCGGCGACGGCGCGGCCUGCGUCCGGGUCAAGGUCAAGGCGCGCGCCGCGUUCGGCUCGACGCUGAUCGGGGAGGCCGUGCUGCCCAUGGUCGAGGUCGCGGCGCACGGCGAGCCGGGCUGCUCGCGCUGGUGCCGGCUGGAGGGCAAGGACGGGGAGGUCGGGAAGGAGCGGGGCGCCGUGGAGCUGCAGAUCGCGUGGGUGCGCGACCGCAAGUACGCGCGGUCGCUCGCACGGCUGGGCGCGAGCCUCGGGGACCUCGCGGGCGGCCUCUGGGGCCCGGGCCUAGGGGCUCGUACGGAGGGCGCGGAGGACCGGGACGAGGGGCCGAAGGAGGACUGGCUGCUCGAGGAGGACGCCUUCGCGCCGCAGCACCUCACGUCGCGGGAGCAGGAGGAGCUGGACGAGCGGCGGAGCGCGGGCGCCAUGAUGGCCGGGCGCGUCGUCGACGAGCUCGAGGGCCGCCGCGCCGCGGCCAUGAAGCCCGGCGACUACGCCGUGCAGGUCCACGUCAUCGAGUGCCGGGACCUCAAGGCGGAGGACCUGAACGGGCUGAGCGACCCCUACGCGCGCGUGCGCGUCCACGGCCGCCAGCGCAAGACGCGCGUCGUGAAAAAGGUGACGUCGUGCGUCUUCGACGACGUGCUGCACUUCUCCCUGCCGAACCUGACGACGGCGGCCGCCGAGGCGGCCGCCGUCGACAUCGCCAUCCUGGACCACGACGCCAUCGGCCGGCACGCGACGAUCGGGAGCGCGAGCUUCGACCUGCGGAAGGUCCACGCGCUCGCGGACCACGAGUUCUACCGCAAGUGGGUCGGGCUCGUCGACACGACGAACAGCGCGGACAACGGCUACCAGGGCUUCCUCAAGUGCUCCGUGACCGUGCUCGGGCCCGGCGACGAGCAGCGGGCCCACGACCUCGACGCGGAGUACCAGCGGGAGCUGGAGCGGGAGGAGGAGGAGGGGCGGGGCAUCGCCCUGAGCGGGCCGACGCUGCCGCCCGCGCGCCUGACGUUCCUCGUCGUGUACUGCUGGGAGGCGGAGGACCUGCCGGCCACGAAGCGGAACCUCCUCGCGUCGAACCUGCUCAAGUGCUACGUCGUCGCGGAGGCGGGCGGCGCGUCCUGCCGGACGCAGACGCGCCGGUGCCGGGCCGACCCGAAGUUCGGCGAGGAGCUCUGGUUCCCGGUCACCGAGCCGGUCGAGUUCCGGCGCGUGGCCGUCGGCCUGGCGGACUACGUCUGGGGCGGGCGCGACCGCACCGUCGCGUACCUGUACCUGGACGUGGACGACGUGCCGCGGAGCGACCGCGCGGUCAAGACGUCGCUCUUCGGCACGACGUAUCAGGGCCCGCGGCCGCGGUGGCACAACCUGUACGGGGCGCCGCGCGGCGUCCAGGGCCGGCGCGGCGCGCCCCAGAACCGGUACGGCGCCGGGGCCUCGACCUACCGCGGCCGCGUCCUGCUGUCCCUGGAGGUGCUGACGCGGCCGCCGCGGCGCGAGGCCACCGUGCCCCACCGCAAGGCCUUCGCCUUCCGACCGACGCCCGGGCUGAAGCCGGCCACGGCGCCCUACCACCUGCGGGCCCUCGCGCUGAUGGGCUCGGAGCUGCCCGUCGUCCGGGCGCCCGGCCGGCCGCGGCCGCUGAAGCUCGGCCUGACGGUCGCCAUCGGCAACCACGUCCUGGAGUACGCCGCGGCGGCCAACGCGCGGGGCGUCGUCGAGUGGAACGAGCUCCUGACGCUCAAGGGCGUGCACCUGCCGGUGCUGCUCGAGGAGCUGCCCGACGUCGUCGCGUGCGUCGUGGCCGGGCGGCGCCACGUCGGCUUCUGCCGCAUCCCCGCGGCGGCGCUGCUCAAGGAGCAGAUGCGCGGCGCGCCGACGUGGCACCGGCUCACGGCCGAGGCGGCGCGGGGCGGCCUCGGCGACGAGAACCCGGGCGCCCUGCUGCUGCAGCUCGGCCUGGGGCUGAGCGAGGACGCGAACGACCCGCACUUCAGGUGGGACGACCUCGGGCUCCUCGAGAAGUUCGCGGACAAGCGGCCCUGCUGCGUCCGCGUGUACGUGUACCAGGCGCGGAACCUGCCGCCGGCGACGGCCGAGGGCCUGCUCGACCCCUACGUCAAGGUCCGGUUCUGCGGCCGCAAGGAGAAGACGCGCGCGCACGCCCACACGACGAACCCGCUCUUCUACGAGACGCUGGACCUGCACGCCCUCGUGCCGCGGGACGCGCGCUACGGCCCGGACGUCGUGCUGCAGGUCUGGAACCGGCGCGCGGUGGGCCGGCGCAACGCGGCGAUCUGCUCGCUCCGGCUGCCGCUCGGCGACCUCCCGGAGCUCGCGCACGACACGGCGCGCGCGCCGGACCCGCGGUGGCACGGCUGCGUGGACGCGUCCGGCCGCGCGCUCGCGACGGAACUCCUCUGCUGCGCCGCGCGCAUCCGCAAGCGCGACGCCAAGGAAAAGUUCUCGAAGCCGCCCUCGAUCGCGCCGCUCAACCGCAUGGCGUGGGUCGAGGUCACCGUCGUCGGCGUGCGGAGGCUGCGGAGCGCCUACGGGAGCAGCCCGCGCCGGCCGUGGCUCCGGUUCGACGUGCCCGCGCCCGACGACAAGGGCGACGGCGGCGGCACGUUCCGGACGCCGGCGUCGGCGCAGCCGAGCGGCCGCGACGCGAACUUCCUCGUGCGGCGCGUGCUGCAGGUGGAGCUGCCCGAGGACCCCGAGCUGGCGCCGCGGCUGGACAUCCGCUGCUUCGACUCGAGCCGCGUGGGCGCCGCGCCCCUGCUCGGGUCGUGCGCCGUCGACCUGCGGCCGAAGCUCCCGUGGAACCCCGUCGACUACGUCGCGCCGCAGUCGGAGCUGUUCGACGACGCCCAGGCGCGGGCCCUCGCGGAGCAGCGCGAGCGGGAGGAGCGGGCGAAGGCCGCGAAGGCGGACGAGGACGACGCGAGCGACGAGGACGCGGAGCCGGGCAACGUCGGCGUGUCGUUCGGCGCCGGCGACGGCGACAACGACGACCUCUCGUCGAGCGACGGGGAGAGCGUGGUCCACCGGGAGCUCGAGGUCCGCGGGGACGCGGGCCGCGACGACGGCGGCACGGGCGCCUUCGGCCAGGACAUGCUCGACAGCCUGCCGCCGGUCCUCGAGGACGCGCGGUACCGGGAGGAGCUCGCGCUGCGCGAGGAGGCGAUCCUGCACGAGCAGGGCGAGGAGCGGCGGGGCCUGCUCGAGACGCUGGGCGCGCGCCUCGCGGCCGCGGCGGACGUCGGCGAGGCGCCGGGCGAGCCCCAGUACGCGCUCAAGGACCUGGACAUCGACUUCCCCUCGCAAUGGGCCGCCGCCGACUUCGUCGACGGCCGCGAGUGGUGGCUCCACCAGGAGUCCGGCGAGCUCGAGAAGUACCUGCACACGAGGCCCUUCGAGACGUACACGCUCUACCGGGGCCGGCGGCACCCGAACCCGGCCAAGUCGACGCUGCGCGAGGUGGGCCACGUCAAGGCCGUGAUUCGGGUCCUCGACGAGGACCCCCAGUUCUCGGAGCCGCUGUUCCCGCUGUCGGUGCUGCGCGUCGGGACGUACGCCGUCCGCGUCUACGUGAUCCGGGCGGCGAACGUCGAGCCGCAGGACGGGCCGACGGCCGACCCCUACGUCCGCAUCAAGCUCGGCGACGACGUCCAGACGGGCGCCGUGCGGAGGUCCACCCUGAAGCCGGACUUCUACGAGUGCUUCGAGUUCAGCACGCGGCUGCCCGGGCCGGCCCAGGUCAAGGUGCAGCUGCGGGACCACUCGCGGUGGCGGCCGGCGCACGCGGUCCUCGGCGAGAGCCGGCUCGACCUGGAGGACCGGUGGUUCCACCGGAAGUGGCAGGCGCUCGACGAGCGGUCCGAGGCGAACCCGGGGAACCCGCUCAAGCCGAUCGAGGUCCGGCGCCUGACGCGGGACGGGUCGCUCGUCGCGCGGGGGCAGCUGUACGCCUGGGUGGAGAUCCGCAAGGACGCGGCGGCGCGGCGGGACCCGCCCGUGGCGCUGGAGGGGCCCGAGCGGCGCGAGUUCGAGGUCCGCGUCGUCGUGUGGGCCUCGAAGGACGUGCCCUUCGAGAUGGGCGACUACUACGUGCAGGCGCAGGUCGGCAACUCGCGGCCGCAGAAGACGGACGUGCACUGGCGGUGCCGCAACGGCAAGGCCUCGUGGAACUGGCGGCUCAAGAUCGGGGUCGAGCUGCCCCUCGCGUCGCCCGACCUCGGGCGCCUGAGCGUGCAGCUCUGGGACCAGGACGUCGUGAAGUGGAACGACAUCGUGGGCGAGGCCACGGUCGACCUGUACCGCUGGCUGCUCAAGGCGUACCACGAGAACCGCGCGGUGAACGUCUUCCGGGAGGUCAACGAGGCCGUCGCCCGCAAAAAGGCCGAGGAGCAGGGCCUGGCGACGGCCGAGGACCUGGCGGAGAGCGACGGGUCGUCGGACGACGACGACGACGACGACGACGACGACGGCGGCGACGGCGACGACGGCGACGAGGGGGGGGGCGGGGACGGCGAGGAGACCAAGGAGGCGCCCCCGGGCGACGAGGCGACGAACCCGCUGCUGGCCGCGGAGAAGAAGAAGGAGGAGAAGGCGAAGGAGAAGGAGGGGGGCGCGGGCCCGCCCGUGGCCGACGCGGACUCGAACCAGGAGGCCGCCUUCUUCGUGAAGCAGCUGAAGGAGUUCGUGGGCCUCGGCGACAUCGACGACACGGCGCAGUGGGUCGCGAUGACGUACAACGACGUGCGGCGGCGGCGCGUGAGCCGGCGCGGCGCCGUCGCGCUCAGCGUCGAGAUCCUGCCGCCGGAGGAGGCCGAGGACCGCCCGGCGGGCCAGGGCCGCUCCGAGCCGAACGCGAACCCGUUCCUCCCGCCGACGACGGGCCGCAUGUCGCUCUCGUACAACCCGCUCGCGAUCGUCUCGGCGCUGCUGGGGCCGAGGCUCGCCUUCCAGCUCCUCUGCUGCCUCUGCUGCGUGCUGCUGCUCGUGGUCAUGGGCAUCCUCGGCAUGUACUUCACCAGCUUCUACACGCUCUGGCAGUCCCUGUCCUAACACUGUUUCAUGUU